Messenger RNA from Prunus armeniaca (apricot), 1725 nucleotides. The record is from the annotation of a GenBank genome assembly. Lineage: Eukaryota; Viridiplantae; Streptophyta; Magnoliopsida; Rosales; Rosaceae.
AUGGGGAACCGGUUAGUGUUGUGGAUCUUCUUGUCGGCGUUGCUCUUCUUCUUAACCAUGGAAGCAACAACCAUAGACCCUUACAAGGUCCUUGGAGUCGAGCGGAAUGCAAGCCAACGUGAAAUUCAGAAAGCUUUCCACAAGCUUUCUCUUCAAUAUCACCCGGACAAGAAUAAGAACAAAGGAGCUCAAGCAAAGUUUUCUGAGAUAAACAAUGCAUAUGACAUUUUAUCAGAUGAAGAGAAGAGGAAAAAUUAUGACACGUAUGGAGAUGAGAAGGGCAGUCCUGGAUUUGGAGCUGGUUCUCCUGGAGAUCAUGGUGGAUAUACUUACUUCACAAAUGGUGGACCAGGAAAAAACCAGUUUACCUAUAGACCAAGUGACUGGCAGAGCAUGGGUGGGCAGGGAGGUUCCAAGUCAUUCUCCUUUUCUUUUGGAGGUCCCAGUGGUCCAAGUUCAUUUGGUUUUGGCAUGGACGACAUUUUCUCGAACCUUUUUGGGGGAAAACCUGGAGGUGGGGUUCAGUUUGCUGGUUUCAGUGGUUCAGCUGGGUCUCAGCCAGGGUCUCAACCUGGGUCUAGGAGUUCCCCAGUGAGCAUUAGUGCCAUCAGUUCACAGGUGUAUAAAAAAGAAAUAGUUGACCAAGGGAUGACUUGGCUCUUGUUAUCUUACACACCAUCAUUGAAGGGGCAUCAACAUGUUGAAUCUAUCAUAAAGGAAGUUGCCAGUUCACUGCAGGGAGCUUUAAAGAUUGGAAACAUAAACUGUGAGACAGAACCAUCUCUCUGUAAGGACCUCGGCAUAUAUCCCCGCAGAAUGCCCAGGGUAUUUGUUUAUUCUUACAAAGUGAGUGAAAGGGGUUCUUUGGUUGAGUAUGAUGGUGAUUGGGCUGCAAAACCUUUAAAAAUGUUUUGCCAAGAUCAUCUUCCAAGGUUUUCAAAACGGGUUGACUUGAAACAUUUUGAGUCUUCCACUUUCACAGUCCAUAAAUUGCCUAGUGUCGUGCUUCUUUCCACCAAGAAAGAUACACCUGUUAUCUGGCGUGUCCUUAGCGGAUUGCAUCACAAUCACUUCCUUUUCUAUGAUGCAGAGGUCCAUGAAGUUUCUGAUCCAAGAGUGAAGAAGCUAGGAGUUGAUGCACUUCCAGCUAUAGUUGGUUGGCUUUCAAACGGGGAGAAGCAUGUCCUAAAAGCAGGCAUUACCAUCAAAGAUAUGAAGUCGGCAAUUAAUGAGCUUAGUGCUUUACUAGAAGGUUUUGAGAAAAAGAGCAAGAAGGCAGCUUCAAGUCAGGCCAAGAAGUCACCGACUGGGGAGAAGCAAAUACCCCUACUGACAGAGUCUAAUUUUGAUGCUCUUUGUGGUGAGAAAACUCCAGUUUGCAUCAUUGGUGCAUUCAGGUCUUCCAAAGAAAGAAAGAAGUUGGAAUCAAUUUUGAACACGCUCUCUCAGAAAUCACUAUCAAGGCAACAGAAUUCAGCCGAUGGAAGGGAUUCCAUUUCCUACACUCUCUUGGAUGCCUCCAAGAAGGCAUCAUUCUUAAAUGCAUUUGACAAAGCAGGAUUUAAAUCGUUGGAUAAGGUCUUGGUUGCCUAUAAACCUCGGAGGGGGACGUUUGCAGCAUUUGAGGGUGAAAUGACUACAGAAGAAGUAGAGGGGUUCAUUGGCUCCGUUCUUAAUGGGGACAUACGUUUUACCAAGACUCGGCAGAAACCCGUCCUGAAAUGA